AUGCCUAAAUCAAAGGAACUUGUUUCUUCAAGCUCUUCUGGCAGCGAUUCUCACAGUGAGGUUGACAAAAAGUUAAAAAAGAAAAAGCAAGUUGCUCCAGAAAAACCUGUGAAGAAGCCAAAGACUGGUGACACUUCAAGAGCCCGGUCAUCCUCUGAGCAGAGCAGUGAUGAGAACAUGUCCCAGAUCAGGAAAAUGAGGUACGUCAGUGUUCACGACUUUAAAGGGAAAGUCCUAACUGAUAUUAGAGAAUAUCGGAUGGGUCCAGAAGGUGAAAGGAAACCUGGAAUAAAAGGUAUUUCUUUAAAUCCUGAGCAACGGAGCCAGCUGAAGGAACAGAUUUCGGCCACUGAUGGAUGA
Messenger RNA from Zalophus californianus (California sea lion), 360 nucleotides. RefSeq names its product activated RNA polymerase II transcriptional coactivator p15-like. Lineage: Eukaryota; Metazoa; Chordata; Mammalia; Carnivora; Otariidae. Gene Ontology annotation, cellular component: nucleus; transcription regulator complex. Gene Ontology annotation, molecular function: transcription coactivator activity; DNA binding. Bases 1 to 360 code for a protein of 119 amino acids. The transcript has a single exon. Gene Ontology annotation, biological process: positive regulation of transcription initiation by RNA polymerase II. The record is from RefSeq and is a predicted model, not a curated record.